Molecule: messenger RNA, 799 nt
Organism: Hippocampus comes (tiger tail seahorse)
Lineage: Eukaryota; Metazoa; Chordata; Actinopteri; Syngnathiformes; Syngnathidae
Exons: 4
Coding region: 12-701 (229 amino acids)
Source: RefSeq, a predicted model, not a curated record
UGCAAUGCAAAAUGAGCUUCCAACUCGCCCUUGCAAUGAUUGUGCACAAUGUGUCAUACUUGCAGGCUGCACUGGUGGCUGGUGAAAACGGUGAAAAGGUACAAUGUGGCUCAUACGGAGCCCAACUGGGUCGACCCAGUGGGAGUGAGCCUCACUUCCUCGUACGGAGCCGCUGUCACCGCUCGGCUAACACCCUUCUUCUUCCUCCACAGCUCCACGGCCAACCAACCAUCUCGACCGCGAAGCCGUCUCGGGGUUACCGUCACCGACGGCAGUCGACGGCCGAGUCAAAAGUCCUUUGUGAUUUAGCCAGCUGGAAGACCAGCCAUCCAUCCCGCUGCAAUGACGUGCACUGCGUGGCUCCCAAUUGCAAUGCAUUCUUGGCGCAACCAUUAAUUCCUGGCUCAUUGUGCUCAAGAUUGAUGGCUUCAUCAGCUUCUGCCAUUGAUCCUCAACUCUGCUUAAAAGGGUACAGCGUGCACAUCCACUUUCCGGGACAUUUGGUUGUCAAAAACGGAAACCGAGUUGAAGCAGUAGCAGACAUGAAGGCAACAGAGGAGAACAUUUCCGUGCUUCGGAGAGUGUGCGCGACCGCGUGGAACACCUAUGAAGGCAUUCUGUCGACCAAGACGAUGUCGGUAAAUAGAAAAGUAGUGCACUCGCUGACUCAGUCCAUGUUUUGGAGCCAUGGCUCGCACUGAAAUGUCAAAGCAUGGUUGCGUUUAAGUGGCCAAGUGGUUACAGCAGAUGCACACUAUUGAUUAUAGAUAGAAUAUUGUAUCGUAUAAGUGCUUCCCAU